AUGGAUUGGGUUCCAAACUCUGAUCCCUUCAUUCAUCCUAACCCGGUGAGCAGAUUUGUCUGCCAAGAUGACGAUCCUAACUCGCCCAAGUCGCCUGAGCCAGACCCCAGAUCACCGCACUGUCAAGCUCUCCAGAGUCAUGAUGCAGUGGGAACUGCCGUGACUGUCGCAAAACUCAAAUACGCCCCUUUGACGGCAAAAACAGAUUUGCACAAUUGGAUCUCGUCUGCAGAUUUCACUACCGGUUCUGAGCAGACGCCACUGCGUAAUGGGUUCUGCAUCCUGUUCAUACCACGUGCUACAGCCGUCCAGUUGACGACCGGGGAAGAUGCCUCUGGAUUCACGGACCUGCCCAUCACGCUGGCGUGCUGGGAAAAGGUCGCCGAAGCAUUCUACCUCCCCGGACACUUCUACAAAGCGGUGUCCAGGCGGCUCCUGUCCGUCAUAUCGGUCCAGAGGACUUGUGAUAUUUCCAGUCGAGAGGAGACAAUGUGGAUGCAAACCGCUGCGACUAACCCUGGGGAUGGACGCAAGUACGGCUUUGCAUUAGCGGCAACACACAUCGAGAGUCGAGGUUUCACGUACGCCGUCAUGGUCGGCUGCUCCGAUGAGCAGAUCAAACAAGUUACGAAAUUGGUGAAGGGGUGGGAAGAGGGCGCCAAGCACCCUCUCAUGAUGCUCGGCGUGUGUGCCGAGCUGCACUUGCAACGCGUGGAGGCAAUGGUCAGGGAGCGAUCCGCCGAGUACGAGAAGCUCAAGAAAAAGCUCGACAACAGCAGAGGCACCAACCAGUUCAACUGGAAUAUGAUCGACAGAGUGACGAACUUGUUCGAUGAGCGGUUCCAGGACAUCCUGUCGCGGCUCGACGGGCUGGCCGCCGAGUGCCGAAUCGGCGUCGAGGGCAUCUCCUUCUCGACAGACGUCAUCCGCAGCGAGCUGGCGCGCCAGGACACAGCCUACGGCACCGCCUUUGCCCUCAUGGCCGCCGUCUAUCUCCCGACGACGGCCGUGGCAACCAUCUUCGCUAUGCCCAUCUUCGGGUGGAGCAAUGACUGGCGGGACUGGCGCUAUCACCCUCUAACGAAGAGUAACAGUGGCGGCAGCGGCGACUCGGGUGCGGCAGAAGAGCCAGAAGCCGUCCAGGACGUCCUCAAGAAUCAUGCCAAAACAAAGCCGUCAUUAGUCGCCCCCGAGCCAGAACACUGCCCCGGCCCCGAGUCCGACACAGCAGGCACCGCAGACUCAUGCGCCGGCUGCCCCAACCAGAAGAUAUGCGCCUCCGCGCCCAAGGGGCCUGACCCCGACAUACCCGUGAUAUCACAACGCCUGGCCGGGGUGAAGCAUCGGGUGCUGGUCCUGAGCGGCAAAGGAGGGGUUGGCAAAUCGACAUUCACAACUUUACUCGCGCACGCGUUCGCCCUGAACCCCGACAGCACCAUCGGCAUCAUGGACACGGAUAUCUGCGGGCCGUCCAUACCGAAGAUGAUGGGAGCCGAGAACGAGACAAUACACAUCAGCAACUCGGGCUGGUCGCCCGUGUGGGUCAUGGACAACCUCGGGGUCAUGAGCAUACAGUUCAUGUUGCCAAACAAGGACGAUGCAAUAAUAUGGCGUGGGCCCAAGAAGAACGGUCUGAUCAAGCAGUUCCUGAAAGACGUCGAUUGGGGCGAGCUAGACCUGCUGCUGGUAGACACGCCACCGGGCACGAGCGACGAGCACCUGAGCGUGAACUCCUACCUGAAAGAGAGCGGCAUCGACGGCGCCAUCAUCGUCACGACCCCGAACGAGGUGUCACUGCUGGACGUGCGCAAGGAGAUCGACUUUUGCCAGAAGGCGGGCAUCAAGAUACUGGGCCUGGUCGACAACAUGGCAGGCUUCGUCUGCCCCAAAUGCACAAAGGAGAGUCAGGUGUUCGAGGCGACGUCGGGCGGCGGCAAGGCACUUUCAGAAGAGAUCGGCAUUACAUAUCUCGGCGCCGUGCCCCUGGACCCUCGCAUUGGCAUGGCUGGUGACUACGGAGAGAGCUACUUCGACUCUUUUCCCGACAGCCCGGCCUGCAAGGCGAUCAAGAAGGUGGUGAGAGGGGUGGCCUCCCAGAUAGCACUAGACUCCGAGAGCCUCUUCCCUUGA
Molecule: messenger RNA, 2130 nt
Organism: Diaporthe citri
Lineage: Eukaryota; Fungi; Ascomycota; Sordariomycetes; Diaporthales; Diaporthaceae
Exons: 4
Coding region: 1-2130 (709 amino acids)
Biological process (GO): iron-sulfur cluster assembly
Cellular component (GO): cytosol
Molecular function (GO): ATP-dependent FeS chaperone activity; ATP binding; 4 iron, 4 sulfur cluster binding
Source: RefSeq, a predicted model, not a curated record